UUUUAAUUAAAUUGACAUUUCUGAAUAUUAUGUUCCAGAUGUCGCAUUAGUCAAUGUUUAUAUCAUUCAUCUACGUGUGUUAUCAAGAUUAUCAUUAUCAAAAUAUCAAAAUAUCGAUUGUUUCUUGCAUUUCUCUUAAAUUUAGUCAUGGGAAAAAGAUAUUAUUGUGCCUAUUGUGAUAGAUCCUUUAAAGAUGAUCCAGAGGCUAGAAAAAAGCAUCUUUCUAGUUUACAGCAUGCCAAAAACCGUGCAGAUCAUUAUAAUAUGUUCAAAGAUCCAGAGGUUAUAUUGAGAGAAGAGUCCACAAAAACACCAUGCAAACGUUAUUUAACUAUCGGUGACUGUGCAUUUGGUCCGGGAUGUAGAUAUUCUCAUUAUACUCCACCUAUGAUAUGGGAGCUUCAGCGACUGGUUGCCAUAAAACAACAAUCAAAGCUAAAUGUUAUGCCAGAGCAUGGCUGGCCAAACCCAGAUGACAUAAUUAAAGAAUAUUUCCAAGAUACCAUGAAUUCAAAUAAUACAGAGGAAAUUAAUUAUCCAAUGUGGCACAGACCAUUAGAAUUACAUGAUUAUUCCAUGCUGCCACCAUCGUUAUGGCCUAUUACACCAGAAAGCUUAGAAAAUACCUCUACUUUCAAGGAAUGGGGUUAAAAAUAAAAAGCCAUGAAAUAUAAUAUAAAUUUAUUAACACCAAACAAAAAUGUAUUGAUUUUCAUAUAAGAUUGAAAUUUACUAUAAAUAAAUAGAAAAAUAUAUGAAUUAAA
Osmia bicornis bicornis is the source of this 764-nucleotide messenger RNA. RefSeq names its product zinc finger matrin-type protein 5. Bases 148 to 651 code for a protein of 167 amino acids. The record is from RefSeq and is a predicted model, not a curated record. NCBI's taxonomy places the organism in Eukaryota, Metazoa, Arthropoda, Insecta, Hymenoptera, Megachilidae. The transcript is spliced from 3 exons. Gene Ontology annotation, molecular function: nucleic acid binding; zinc ion binding. Gene Ontology annotation, cellular component: nucleus; U12-type spliceosomal complex.